AUGAAAAAACAAAAUCAAAGCUCUGUGGUUGAAUUCAUCCUUCUGGGCUUUUCUAACUUUCCUGAACUCCAGGAGCAGAUCUUUGGGAUUUUCUUGGUCAUUUAUGUGGUAACGCUGGUGGGAAAUGCCAUCAUCAUAGUCAUCAUUUUCCUGGACCAGAGUCUUCACAUUCCCAUGUACCUGUUUCUCCUGAACUUGUCUGUGGUGGACCUAAGUUUCAGUGCAGUCAUCAUGCCUGAAAUGCUGGUGGUCCUCUCCACUGAGAAAACGACGAUAUCUUUUGUGGGUUGCUUUGUACAGAUGUAUUUCAUUCUAUUUUUUGGUGGGACUGAAUGUUUUCUCCUAGGGACAAUGGCUUAUGACCGAUUUGCUGCAAUUUGCCAUCCUCUGAACUACCCAAUGAUUAUGAAUAAAGGGGCUUUUAUAAAAUUAGUUAUGUUUUCAUGGGCUUUAGGUUUUAUGUUAGGUAGAGUGCAAACAUCGUGGGUGUCAAGCUUUCCCUUUUGUGGUCCCAAUGAAAUUAAUCAUAUAUCUUGUGAAACCCCAGCAGUGUUAGAACUUGUAUGUGCAGACAUCUUCUUGUUUGAAAUCUAUGCCUUCACAGGCACCAUUUUAAUUAUUUUGGUUCCUUUCUUGCUGAUACUCAUGUCUUACAUUCGAAUACUUUUUGCCAUCCUGAAGAUGUCAUCAACGACUGGGAGACAAAAAGCCUUUUCCACAUGCGCCUCUCAUCUCACCUCUGUGACCCUCUUCUAUGGCACAGCCAGUAUGACUUAUUUGCAACCCAAAUCUGGCUACUCACCCGAAACCAAGAAACUGAUGUCACUGUCUUACUCACUGCUCACACCUCUGCUGAAUCCGCUGAUCUACAGCUUUCGAAACAAAGAGAUGAAAAGGGCUUUGAUGAAAUUAUUGCAAAGAAGAGUGGUUUUGACCAGGCAUGGUGACUCAUGCCUGUGA
Messenger RNA from Carlito syrichta (Philippine tarsier), 960 nucleotides. RefSeq names its product olfactory receptor 10A6. The record is from RefSeq and is a predicted model, not a curated record. Gene Ontology annotation, cellular component: membrane. NCBI's taxonomy places the organism in Eukaryota, Metazoa, Chordata, Mammalia, Primates, Tarsiidae. Gene Ontology annotation, biological process: G protein-coupled receptor signaling pathway. Gene Ontology annotation, molecular function: olfactory receptor activity; G protein-coupled receptor activity. The transcript has a single exon. The coding region runs from base 1 to 960 and encodes 319 amino acids.